CAGCUUUUGAAAUGAUGAGGUUUUCUGUUGUGCAAGUACUUUCCUAGAAAUAAUAAUGUACUUCGAAGAUGCAUAUUACGAAAGUGGAUAUGUCUAUAAGUGAGGAGCAGCGCCCACGGUAUGGAAUCACAAUCCAGGAGCUGCAACACCUUUCGGAGCUGCAAGGGUACGCGGCCGUCGCUGAAAUUGAGAAGUUUGGAGGAAUUGGAGGGCUGUGCAGGCUGCUGCGAACAUCCCCCACUAGAGGUCUCAGUGGGAUACGAGCAGAUUUGGAGAACAGAAGGAAGGUAUUUGGUUCCAAUAUGGUACCGCCGAAACCGCCAAAAACAUUUCUUCACCUCAUAUGGGAAGCUCUCCAAGAUGUCACCCUCAUUGUUUUAGAAAUUGCUGCUUUGGUGUCAUUGGGUCUUUCAUUUUAUCCUUAUAAGGAAAGACAGGAAGCUGGUGUCGCAAUCGAUAAGGAUGAGUCUCAUGGAUGGAUAGAGGGCUUGGCCAUCCUUCUGUCUGUGACAGUGGUUGUACUUGUGACAGCAGUCAAUGAUUAUACAAAGGAAAAGCAGUUUCGCAGCCUGCAAAAGAAGAUUGAAAUUGAACACAGAUACACUGUGCUAAGAGCUGGUAACAUCCACCUGAUUCCUGUACGUGAUAUUGUUGUGGGUGACAUAUGCCAGGUUAAGUAUGGUGAUCUCCUUCCAGCAGAUGGUAUUCUGAUACAGAGCAAUGACUUGAAAGUGGAUGAGUCUUCUCUGACUGGUGAAUCGGAGCUCGUUAGGAAGGAAGUGCUGGUCAAGCCUAUUCUGUUAUCAGGAACUCAUGUGAUGGAAGGCAGUGGUAGGAUGUUGGUAACUGCUGUUGGAGUGAAUUCUCAGGCUGGAAUAAUUGUCAAAUUACUGGGAGCUGCCGCAGAUGAAGACGUGCAGGGAAAGAACAAGAAGAAGAAGAAGGAGGAGGAAGAAGUGGAGGGGGAGGAAAGUAAAAAAUCAGAAGGAUCACAUAAAAAUGUGACGUCAGACUUCCCAGUUGUUGUAGCUUCUUCUGCAACAACCUUCUGCAUCUAUGCAACAUUUCAAGGACAACUUGUAAUUAUGUUUCUUAUAAAAAGUGACCAAAAUUGUUAUUUUGUUUCUCCAUAUGCAGAAGCCGGUAAAGACGUUCCAUCAGCAUCAGUUUCAACAAUGGGCAGGUUCCGAGGUUACACGGGCUCUCAAGAAGAAGGACGUCCAUUGACAUCAAAGAAACAUAAGUCUGUACUGCAGGCCAAACUGACAAGACUUGCUGUACAGAUAGGAUAUGCAGGCUCAUUUGUUUCUGCAAUGAUAGUAAUUAUACUAGUCAUGCAGUACUGUAUCAGAACGUACGUCAUCGAAAAAGAGCAGUGGAAGCCUUCACAUGCCAACGAAUUUGUGCGACACUUCAUCAUUGGCGUUACAGUGCUGGUAGUCGCUGUGCCUGAAGGUCUGCCACUGGCUGUAACUCUGGCUCUGGCCUAUUCAGUUAAGAAAAUGAUGUAUGACAACAACUUAGUGAGGCAUCUAGAUGCAUGUGAAACAAUGGGAAAUGCAACUGCAAUUUGCUCUGACAAAACUGGAACUCUCACCACCAACAGGAUGACUGUGGUGCAGUCAUUUGCAUGUUCAAUACUUAGAACAAAGGUGCCACCAUACUCAGAUAUUCCAGCGCCUGUUGGCAGUCUGAUUGUUGAAGCUGUAGCAGUUAACACUGCCUACACAUCGAGUGUGCUGCCAGCAGAUAGCCGUGGAGGUCUCCCAAAACAAUUUGGUAACAAGACAGAGUGUGCACUUCUGGGAUUUGUGCUGAGCAUGGGAAAAGACUAUGAGGCCGUAAGAGCUGACAUGCCAGAAGAAAGUUUCACCAAGGUGUACACGUUUAACUCCAUACGCAAGUCCAUGAGUACGGUCAUACCGAUUGCAGGCGGUGGCUACAGACUCUUCUCGAAAGGUGCUGCAGAAGUCAUGCUCAAUAAAUGUUCCUUUAUUUAUGGCCGCAAUGGUAAACUGGAUGUCUUUACGCAUGAAAUGCAACAAAAUGUGAUUCGACUCAUUAUCGAACCAAUGGCACGUGAUGGCCUGCGUACAAUAGCUCUAGCAUACAAGGACUUUGUGCGGACGAGUGCUGCAAAGAAUGAUGUGUAUAUAGACAGUGAGCCAAAUUGGGAUGACGAGGACUAUAUUGUCAGUGAUUUGACGUGUCUUUGUAUUGUCGGCAUUCAGGAUCCUGUUAGAGCUGAGGUUCCAGAAGCCAUACAGCAAUGUCAACAGGCAGGGAUCACAGUCCGUAUGAUAACAGGUGACAAUAUACACACUGCGAGAGCCAUAGCAAUGAAGUGUGGCAUCAUUCAUCCUGACAGUACAUAUCUCGUCAUGGAAGGGAAUGAAUUUGACAGGCGAAUAAGGGACAGCGAUGGAAAAGUCAGCCAACACCUGCUGGACCUCGUGUGGCCCAAUCUCAGGGUACUAGCACGGUCUUCACCAAAAGACAAAUACACACUGGUUAAAGGUAUGAUUGAGAGCAAGCUAUCUCCAAACAGGGAAAUAGUUGCUGUCACCGGAGAUGGAACCAAUGAUGGUCCAGCUCUGAAGAUUGCUGAUGUUGGGUUUGCUAUGGGGAUUGCAGGAACAGAUGUUGCCAAGGAAGCCUCUGAUAUCAUUCUGACAGAUGACAACUUCAGAAGCAUUGUGAAGGCUGUAAUGUGGGGGCGGAAUGUUUACGACAGCAUCGCCAAGUUCCUGCAGUUCCAGCUCACUAUAAACAUUGUCGCUGUCGUUCUGGCCUUCACUGGUGCCUGCGUCAUUCAAGCAAGUCCUCUCAAGGCCGUGCAGAUGCUGUGGGUCAAUCUGAUCAUGGACACAUUAGCGUCACUGGCACUCGCCACAGAUAUUCCCAAUGUGGAACUCCUCAAAAGGAAGCCUUACGGGCGCACAAAGCCUCUCAUUUCCCGACGUAUGAUGAAACAGAUUGAAUCCCAAGUGUUGUACCAGCUUUCAGUAACUCUUGCACUCCUUUUUGUAGGAGAUAAGCUGUUGGAUAUCCCAUCAGGCACAGGGAGUCAUGAGCCCACUGAGCAUUUUACAGUAAUAUUCAAUACAUUUGUAAUGAUGGCUCUGUUCAAUGAAAUAAAUUCCCGAAAAAUCCACGGUCAGAUGAAUGUAUUUUCUGGAAUGCUUCAAAAUAAAAUUUUCUGUGGCAUCUGGAUUUCAACAUUCAUAGCUCAAGUUGCGAUUGUCCAUUAUGGCUCGGUAGCAUUUUCGACAGUCCCUCUGUCACUCGACCAGUGGAUGUGGUGUUUGUUCUUUGGCAUUGGGGCAUUAGUAUGGAGAGCACUGAUAAACCCAAUACCUACAAGGAUAACAGCAACGACACUACUGCGGGUUCGUGACAGGCAUGAAGCUCACCAUAAGGUCCUUCCAAGCCCGAGUGAACCGAUGCUUCCUCGGAGUCGGGUUUUGUGGCUUCGAGGGAUUUCGAGAAUACGCACUCAGAUCAGAGUGGUGAACGCUUUCCGCGAAGGAGUGGAGAAGCGUGUGAACCUGGAAGACCCCGCAAUAAUCGAGGCCCUGCAGAAGCACGCGACGUACUCGAGGCGACUGUCCGCCAGUUUCUCGGUGCCCACAUAG
Schistocerca gregaria is the source of this 3635-nucleotide messenger RNA. RefSeq names its product plasma membrane calcium-transporting ATPase 2-like. Gene Ontology annotation, molecular function: P-type calcium transporter activity; ATP binding; ATP hydrolysis activity. The transcript has 21 exons. The coding region runs from base 69 to 3635 and encodes 1188 amino acids. NCBI's taxonomy places the organism in Eukaryota, Metazoa, Arthropoda, Insecta, Orthoptera, Acrididae. Gene Ontology annotation, biological process: regulation of cytosolic calcium ion concentration; calcium ion transmembrane transport. The record is from RefSeq and is a predicted model, not a curated record. Gene Ontology annotation, cellular component: membrane; intracellular membrane-bounded organelle.